UUGGUUCAAAAGUGGUUCAAAAAGCCGAAAUAAUACAUGGAAAACAUUUAAUUUUCAGGCUAAUAAAAAUGAGGACAUAUUGCCUUAUUAAUUAUUACAGAAAACUAAUAAAAUAUGGACAAAUACGCGCCUUUUGUAGCAAGCUGGGUGCGGAUCAAAAUGGAAUAGCAAAAAUAAGAAAUAUAGGAGUUUUAGCCCACAUUGAUGCAGGCAAAACAACAACAACAGAAAGGAUGCUGUUUUACUCUGGCACCAUCAGAACAAUGGGGGAGGUGCACCACGGCAAUACUGUGACUGAUUAUAUGGAACAGGAGAGGCAGAGGGGAAUUACUAUUACCUCUGCCGCUGUAUCUUUCCCCUGGAAUGGCUAUCAGAUCAACUUAAUUGACACCCCAGGACACAUAGAUUUUACCAUGGAGGUGGAACAGAGCUUAGCAGUGCUGGAUGGAGCUGUCGUCGUUUUAGAUGCUUCUGCAGGUGUAGAAGCGCAAACAUUAACAGUAUGGCGUCAAGCAAACGGUCACCGCGUCCCUCGACUCAUCUAUCUCAAUAAGAUGGAUCGAUUGGACGCAGAUGUGAAAGCCUGCGAGAGAUCCAUUUGUGAUAAACUGAGGGUCAUUCCUCUGAUGCUGCAAUCUCCGGUGGUGCAUGAGGGCAGGCUUAUUGGUCUGAUAGACUUAAUAUCGCUACAAGAAAUAAUAUGGACAUCUGGUAGAGGGCAGAACUUGACUCGACGAAAACUCACAGAAGCGGACGGAAAGAAAUGGGAACUUGCACUCAGCGACCAUAGACAACUCGUAGACACGAUCUCCUCUCUAGACGAUGAGUUGGCAGAGACAAUAAUCCAACAGGAAUCGCUGGAUAACCUCGAAACCAAGGAUAUACUAAAUGCAGUUCGUAGAUGUGCCAUAAACAUGAAGGCAUAUCCAGUAAUGUGCGGCAGUUCAUAUAAAAAUAUUGGUGUUCAAACAUUGAUGGAUGGUAUUAUAUCUUUUUUGCCGCAUCCAAACGAAGGGAGUAAACUGCAGAAGUUUUUUGGCGGGGAUUUGAGCGCUAGAGCAUUUAAAGUGCAGCAUGAUGAUCAAAGGGGUGUACUGACCUUCCUGAGGCUGUAUAGCGGCGAGUUCAGUAAGGGGCAGAAGGUGUAUAAUAUUGCCAGGGAUACGAGUGAACAGACAGGUUCCUUGUACGUGGCUCUAGCUGAUGAAUAUAAGCCAGUGGAUAAAGUAACAGCUGGCAAUAUCGCCGUGGUCAGUUCUCUUAAGGUAACAAUGACAGGUGAUCUAAUAACAUCAACCAACGCGGCGGCAAGUCGGGCCAAGUCUAGACUUCGGGAAGUGCUAAAAGAUCCGAAAACGGCUGAACAAUUAAUGAUGCCAAGUGCUAAGCAGCGCUUGCAGGCGAUAGAAGAGCCUAGUACUGAUGAAAUGGCCGACGCGUUGCUGGGAAUCGGUACAACAAUCCCAGAGCCAGUAUUCCUCUGUUCAAUAGAACCACCGAGCGCUGCUUAUCAAACGGCAUUAGAUACAGCACUUGCUGAACUGCAGAGAGAGGACCCCAGUCUGAGGGUUACCAGUGAUGAGGAGACUGGGCAAUUGGUGUUGGCUGGUAUGGGCGAAUUACACUUGGAGAUAAUAAAAGAGCGUAUAAUCCGCGAGUACAAGAUCGAAGUAGAACUCGGUCCACCGCAAAUUGCGUACAAAGAGGCGCUGAUUGGUUCAGCCAAGUUCACAUUUAACGUGGAUAGGAAGAUUGGCAGCUCGAGACAGAUGGUCAAAGUGACCAUGUCCGCGAAGAAAGUUGUUGGAGUGCCGCAGAAUAAGAUUUUGAGAUUCGAUAAAACAGCAGAGAGUGCAGCGAAUCUGUCGCACAUCUCGCCGCGCAUCGAACAGGCGAUCCUCCGCGGUGUGCAAUCGGCUGUAUUACACGGACCUAAACUUGGCUGUCCGGUAGUAGAUGUCCAAGCGACUCUUCACUGGCUAGAAGUGGGAAAAGGGACCUCGGACACCACCGUCACAGCCGCUACCGUUCAGUGUUUGAGAAAGGUGUUCGAACUGAGCGGCAGCACACUACUGGAGCCGGUGAUGUUGCUGCAAGUGGUGUGCCCCGAGAGCCACUCUGCGCGUGCGCUGGCCGACCUCGCGCGGCGCCGCGCCACCGUGCAGCACGUGCAGCUGCGGCACACCAACAAGGUGAUAGACUGUCUAGCACCGCUCUCCGAGCUGCUGGGCUACUCUUCCACGCUGCGUUCGCUCAGUUCCGGGCUAGCAACUUUUACUAUGGAGUUCCAUUCUCACCGGGAGAUGUCGCCCUAUGAUGAGGAAAAGGCCAUACGAUCUGUUACCGGCUUUUGAAUAAUUUAUAAGAAAUAUUAUUUAUUAAUGUCUUGAUUUAAAAAUAAGUUCAGAUUCGUAUUAGUAAUAUCAAAUAGUGUCUUAUACAUUAGUAUAAUAUUAUAUUUAUAGGAAGUAAAGUGUAAAUAAAACAAUGCGUGAAACAUAAAUAGUUUAUUGUAA
Molecule: messenger RNA, 2516 nt
Organism: Colias croceus (clouded yellow)
Lineage: Eukaryota; Metazoa; Arthropoda; Insecta; Lepidoptera; Pieridae
Gene: mRRF2
Product: ribosome-releasing factor 2, mitochondrial
Exons: 14
Coding region: 69-2354 (761 amino acids)
Biological process (GO): mitochondrial translation; ribosome disassembly
Cellular component (GO): mitochondrion
Molecular function (GO): translation elongation factor activity; GTPase activity; GTP binding
Source: RefSeq, a predicted model, not a curated record